Messenger RNA from Akanthomyces muscarius, 1626 nucleotides. RefSeq lists its product as uncharacterized. The record is from RefSeq and is a predicted model, not a curated record. The transcript has 3 exons. Gene Ontology annotation, molecular function: CoA-ligase activity. The coding region runs from base 1 to 1626 and encodes 541 amino acids. Lineage: Eukaryota; Fungi; Ascomycota; Sordariomycetes; Hypocreales; Cordycipitaceae. Gene Ontology annotation, biological process: secondary metabolic process.
AUGGAUUACAUAACACGCAUCUUUUCUCAGAAACUGGAAACUGGCUCCACGGAUUCUCGUCCGAUCUUGGUGGACGCCGACCGUCCGAACCGCCAAAUCUCGCGGCACGAGUACAUCUCCCUGGUCAAGCGUAUAGCCGUCGGCCUGCAGCGUUUCGGCGUCGCAGACCAGGAUGGCGUCGGUCUUCUCAGCGAAAACGACAUUUACUACUACGUUCUCGGCGACGGCGCCGUCGCCGCGGGGGCCGUGUACUCUGGCAUCCCGACCUUUGUCAAGCAGGCCGAGCUUGCCACCGCCAUUCAAGCGGCUGGGCUGAAGUGGCUCUUUGUCGCGCCCGAGUUUCUGGAUCUUGCGCUGGCGACGGUCCAGAGCCUGGGCCUGCCGCUGAGCAUGGUUCUCGUGUUUGACCCCCCGGGCCUGGCGCCUUAUAUCGGUCCGCAGGCGAGCCUUAGCAACAUUAUCGACGACGGCGGUGUCGACGAGGCGAGCUUCCGCAAUGCCAACGAGGGCAAGGACCCGGCCACGCGCGAAGCGUUUCGCUUCUUCACCAGCGGCUCCACGGGGUCCGUCAAGGCGGCCGUCAUGAGCCACCAGGCAUCGUCGGUGAGAGCCGACAUGGUUGCCGCCUUUCCGUCUUCAGACAAGCCUUUCUUACUGGUGAUUGGCAUGUUUCACGUCAGUGGCGCGCUGAUUCACACGCGUGCUUGCUUGGGUAGCUUGCCUGUCUGCGUCACCAAGGCCUCGGACGCCGCGACUGUCGUGGAUAAAAUUCAGUCGCUCGGAGUAGGCGCCACCAUGAUUACACCGCGUCUCAUGGACAUGAUUGCGCUGAUGCUCAACUCGGAGAAUGACCUGCGCCAGUCCCUGUCCUCGUUGCAGCAGGUUUCGUUUAUAGGCGCGCCGAGUCGUCAAGAAACAGUCGACAUGUUCCGGAAGAUCCUGCUCGACAAAGCAAUCAUGACAACUGGAUAUGGGUCAACGGAAUUGCCUGGAAUCACCUCGCGCGUUAUCGAUGACAACUGGGCUACUGGCUGCGUUGGCCGGCCCCCGCCUUCAACGGGCCUCAGGAUCGUGGAUCCCGACACUCUGCAAGAGGUACAGCCCGGUGCCGCUGGCGAGGUGUGUGCUCGCAGCGCGGCCUGCUUCAGCGGAUACUACAACAACGCAGCAGCGACCGAAGCCGCGUUUCUGCCCGGUGAGCCGGGCUGGUUCCGCACCGGCGACAAAGGUGUCUUGGACCCAGAGAGCGGACUCCUCAAGCUGGUAGGACGCUUCAAAGAGAUCUUCAAGGUUCGGUACGAGGAGGUCGCGCCGGCCGAGGUGGAAGGCGUGCUCCUGCAGCACGGCGACAUAACCGACGCGCUGGUGACAUCGACGACGGCGCGAGAUGAUGAAAAGGACAGAGAGUGCCUGGCAUACGUUGUUCGGCGUACCGGCGCGCAGCUGACUGCGCAAAAGGUUGUCGAUUUUGUCGCUUCCAAACUCGCGGUGCACAAGGCGCCGACGGGAGGGGUACUGUUCUGUGAUGAGAUUCCGCGUGGAACCAUGGGAAAGGCGUUGAAGAAUCAGCUGGAAAAAGUGGUUCCUCUACCCGAAUCGGCGAGGUUUCUUGAGGCUCAUGAGUAG